Messenger RNA from Malurus melanocephalus (red-backed fairy wren), 1331 nucleotides. Its product is annotated as transmembrane protease serine 12-like. The transcript is spliced from 5 exons. Bases 1 to 951 code for a protein of 316 amino acids. The record is from RefSeq and is a predicted model, not a curated record. Lineage: Eukaryota; Metazoa; Chordata; Aves; Passeriformes; Maluridae. Gene Ontology annotation, biological process: proteolysis. Gene Ontology annotation, molecular function: serine-type endopeptidase activity.
AUGCGGCGGGCGCGGCCCGCGCUGCCGCUGCUGCUGAUGCUGCUCCCGGGGCUCCUGCCCGGCGGGGCGGCCCCGAGGGACCCCGGCGAUGAGUGUGAGCAGCAGCUGCCGCUGGCCCGCGCCGCCGCGUCCUGGAUCGUGGGUGGCCACGAGGCCCCGGAGGGUGCAUGGCCAUGGAUCGUGAGCCUGCAGGUGCACCACAGAGGGAUCCGCUUCAGACACCUGUGCGGAGGGGUCCUGCUGGGCCGCAAAGCCGUGCUGACCGCCGGCCACUGYGUCAGCGGCAGGACGGAUCCAUGUGACUGGCGAGCUGUUCUGGGCGUGCACAACCUUCAAAAGCACAGUCCCCACACAGCAAAAAGGAGGAUCAGGAGGAUCAUGGUGCACUCGCAGUUCAAGAGGGACACCUUUGAGAACGACGUCGCAGUGUUUGAGCUGAGAUCAGCGGUGCGGUACAGCCUCUACAUUCAGCCCAUYUGCCUGCCCCCAGAUCCCCUGGCUGAGCUCAUGGACAACAGCUCCAACUGCUACAUCAGCGGCUGGGGACGCACCGUGGAGAAGGGUAAAAUCUCACCUGUGCUAAACCAAGCCCAAGUGGAAAUCCUCCCUCACAGCCUGUGUAACAGCUCUGAAGGAUACGAGGGGCUCAUGAACAACAACGUGCUCUGUGCCGGUGCCUGGGGCGGCGGCACCGACUCGUGCCAGGGUGACAGCGGGGGCCCCCUGGAGUGUUACCACCCUGACAGUGACAAGUACUACCUGAUCGGGAUCGCCAGCUUCGGCAUCGGCUGCGGCCGCCCCAAAUACCCCGGGAUCUACGUCCGCCUGUCCCAGUACAGGAAAUGGAUAAAGGCAAAGGUGCGGCUGGCGAACGAGACCUGGAGCCCUGUGAGCUCUGCACUCAGCAUCCUCCUGCCCGUGGCACACGUGGUGCUGGCACAGCUUUGGUAGAGGGGCAAACCAUCGUGUGGAGCUCUGUCCUGCCUGGGAAAGCUUGGAAAAACUCGCUCCCUCCUGACUCACAAUAAAAUCAAGAGCCAAAGGAUAAGCACUUACUUUUUAGGAGUCAUGCUUGCAAUUGUGUUUUUUGUUUCCUGCCUCUGCCCUAAUAAGGAAAAUCGAAUACAAAAUGUUAUCAACUGGAAACACUUUUUUUCUCACCCUAUUUCUGUGCUUUUCCAGCCACCAGGUUUCAUGUGCUYGGUGAUGCCACCAAGGUUUGGGGAUGGCAGAUGCUCCCUCUGCCGGGUAAAAACCAGCAGAGCACACWAAGGUUGUAAUUAACCAUUUAAUUAACCAUACCUUAACUGUAGCUCAGCCUAAUGAAAACC